GUCGGCCAAGGACUCUCAGCGCACCAUCCGGAAAAUCCUGCCUCGUGUGCCUCAAAACCUUCGCCACCAAAGCCAACGUGCGGCGUCACCUCGACGAGGUGCACCGCGGUCUGCAGCGGAAUCCCAACACACCCAGCGUCCCCCCACGGCCCGCCCAGCCCAACACACUGGAGGCCACGCCUCCCCGGAAGAGCAACAAUUCCUCUCCAACACGUAGCCACAACUCCAAGUCCACGCCUGUGAACACCAAAACAGCGUCCUCAAACCAAAACCAAGCCAAACCUCAGACUCAGCCCCCGGCCACUACGCAGGCAAACCCGGUGUCAUGUCGCUGCACGCUCUGCAAGAGGAUGUACAGCUCUCAGCUCAUGUUGAAGAGACACAUGCGCAUUGUCCACAAAAUAUACAGUGUGAAAAGUAACAGGUCGGCUGCCUCAGCACCCCCUGCUACUACAGCAGCGACUCCAACCAACAACAACACCAGCAGCAGCAACAACAACAACAACAACAACAACAACAGCAGCAGCACAAACGUAGCCUCAAGCAACAAUGUCCGGGUGAAGGAGGAAGCAGUCGAGCCCUCAGAUGACGAGGAGGAGGAGGAGGAGGAGGAGGAAGAGGAGGUUGACAGUAGUCCUGCCCCGUCUCCGAGUGACAGCACUGGUACAGCUAAAAGUGUUUCUGUGGCACCCAACUCCACGAAGGUGAAAGAGGAGGAAGCCCCACUGAGCCCAAAGACGAUGCCAUCGUCCUUAUCUUCAUCGUCAUCCUCCCGUACCGGCAGCGGCGUGUGCGUCGGCAACAAAAUGACCAAACUGUCAGUGGGCUUUGACUUCAAGCAGCUCUUCUGCAAACUGUGCAAGCGACAGUUCAGCUCGCGUCAGAACUUAACAAAGCACAUCGAGCUGCACACCGACGGCAACGAGAUCUUCAUCAAGUUUUACCGUUGCCCCCUCUGUCGCUACGAAUCACGCCGCAAACGGGACGUCCUGCGCCACGUGACUGUAGUCCACAAGAAGUCGUCCUCAUACCUCGGCAAGAUCAUGCCCAAACUGGAGAGCAGGGCGGUGAAGAGGCUGGCCGAGGCCGUCCUCAACAGCUCGAGCCCCAACAAAAGGACAAGCAGCAGCGUCAAAGAGGAAGUGAACGGACGCCACGCCUCUUCGUCGUCCUCCUCUCCUUCACCCCCAGUAACACGCAAGCAAGAGUGUUCCACAGCUGCUCCGGCCUCCUCUUCGUCCUCCUUGUCCUCCUCCUCUUCGUCCUCGGCCCCACCUCCUGCGCCCGCCACUCGGAAACAGCAGGAUCUCUCAUCGCCCCCUAUCUCCUCGCCCUCCCCUCCUGUCACCCGUAAGCAGGAGAGACAGCAGACUCACCAGCCUCGCCCCAUCAGCCCGCCGCUCACCCGCCGCAGUGAAAAACACACACACCUGCGCAACUCCACCUCCUCCACCACCGCCUCGCCCAGCAACCAACCGCCAAACACCCGACGGCACGAGGCACAGUCGGAGAGCAGCAGCACAGGGACGUCCUCCACUGAGGUCAGGGUGACCAAGAACUUCUCGCUCCACGCUUGUGACCAGUGUGGACGAGCUUUCGCCAAGAAGCUGUACCUGGAGUCUCACAAGCGGAGCCAUCGCAACGCAGUGACGACAGCAGCCAGCAAGAGGAAAGGAGUCAGCACUCGCUCCAAGUCACUGGUCUGGUGAAACACACAGUUCCGCUUGUGGAAAAAGGACGGGCGAGCCACUAACGAUGUAGAAGACAUUCAAGACUUUGAGUUUGAAAAACAAUGGAUGAGUGGAAGUAGCAGAGAUGCAGAAAACGACAGAGCAGGACAAGAGUGAAGUACAAAGGAUUUUUCCUUCUUUUGCCUAAGAACCAAAUAUAUUGAUGGACUAUGACGUAACUUUUGUAUAUUUUCACGAUGAAGCCCGUCAGCUCGCUGGACGGUGGCGCUGCUAUCCUCGAGUAGACUGCUCACUACUACUGCACACGUCUGUGUUUACUUACCGCAGUACGUAAAUAUGGAUCCAUGUGCAGACGACUGACUUGUACUGCUGUGCUCUCCGUAAACAGAAGGAUGAAGGUGUAGUUAUGUGUGUGUGAGUGAGUGUGUGUGUGUGAGAGUGAGUGUGUGUUAGAGGGGGUGAAUAAUAACUGGAGCCACAGGAAGGAGAAAGGAAAACUUUUUCUUUUGGAACAUUUUUCUUCAGAAGAAAGCAGACUUUCAUUUGGCCUUCACUUACACAGAGUGACAUAUUUCACUAUUAACAUUUCAUAUCAGUUCGUCUUAAUUUUUUCUGAACAUUCACGUUGACUGAGGCAUCAAUUUGUUCCGCUUGCUCAGUAUUACGACAAAUCAACGGAGAAUACACUUUCAACUUCCCGCUAAUUAUCCGUCCCCCUCUUCCCCCCCGUAUGUCUAGCUGCGUGCCUUAGAGUUGAACGUCACCUUAACCUUCUCACAUAAAGAUUUCCUCCCUCAUCUUUGUUGGAUUAGUAAUCCUAGCAGCCCGUAGUGUUAUUUAGUGACCAGUUGUAGCAGGAUCUAUCGCCCAGGUCUUAUAUUAGUUUAUCAAAUGUCUAUUAGUUACAGGGUUUGGUCAAAAUGAGGAAGAAUCCAAACUAUAUUUGCAGUUUACCCCAAAAAUGAUGUGUGCACUUUUCUGAAUUUUCUUUGGUCACUGGUGUUUUCUUACAUUUCCUUUAUUUUGUCUUCCCUUUUUAGACUCCUUGCAUGUUUGUGGAGGGCGUUUCCUUUACUUUGACCACACCCUGUUUUACCUCUGUACAUUAGCAGUGUUAUCAGGCUCAGAAAUAGUCUGGCUAUAGGAGAAGCAUCGGUCACAGUCGAACUGGCUGUUUAUGAAUUUUCUUUCCGAUAUCAUUUAUUUUAGAAUGAAACUGAUCAGUUGAACUGUUAACUCUGAAGUUUGCUAUAACACGACUAACAUGUUACUGUGUGAGAUGCUCUGCACAUAUUUGAGGGGUAAUGUGUGUUUGAAUCAUAGUUUGUAAAGAUGGACGACAUCACAGCUCCUCAAAAGUGGCUAACUGCGGUAUAGGUUAUAAAUACUGCUGCCUUAAGGUAGUUUCUAUCAUUUUCUUAUCACACUGAUGUAUUUCCAACUGAUCAUUUUGAUUUUAGUUUUUUGAUGCGAUAAAACGUGUUGGAACUUAUUGAUUGACAGCGCAGACUUUUAGCUGAAUUUGUUGUCGUACAACAGGACGAAGUGGAGACACGUCGUCCAUCUUUAUUUACAGUCUUUGCUUUGAACAUAUACUUUUGCAGACAAACUACUUUUGACUUUAGAAACAAUUUUCUGUUUUCUGAAAGGUUACGAUGAACAGGAAAUAAUAUGAAUUGUGCCGUGUUUGGCCGAUCAGAGCUGAAACCAAAACAGACGUGGCUCUCUCUUUCCGGCAGCAGCAGCAGCAGCGGCUGUAGCAGGUCUGAAUUGACAGGGUAUCCUUUUGUUGAUGCUGAAAUUGAUCAUAGAUUACCCAAAUAUCAAAAAUGUUAAAGCGAGGGGCCUGUUUAAACAUACUCUGUGUCUUUCUUUGUCUCAACUUUUUAACUUCACCAAUAUAAUCUCCAUUUUAAAAAAAAAUGUUUUACAUGGACUAAAUACUGCAUCAAUUCCUUUCAGAAUGAGCUUUCAUGUCCUAGAGCUGAAGCGGGGGCUGCGUGUGUUUGAUCGCAGCUCCUGAGGUAGUCUUUGAAAAAACACUGGCACACGGAGAGAGUAAGAAAGACCAAAUGUAGAUAUGUCUUAAUGUUCAAACAGAAAGCCAUGAAAUGGAACAAAACCAGAAAAAAAGGAAAGACCAAACUUUAUUUUUGUAACUAAAAAACACGACAGUCUUGAAAACGUGUAUAUAUGGAUUCAUCGUACACGAGUGGUAUAAACAAUAGUUCUAAUAGUCACAAUAGUUACUGACAUGUACUUAACUGUUGGUUGACCUUAUGCUACAAACAUGUCCGACUAGUUUCUACGUCACGUUGUAAUACUGAGGCAAGUUUUGCGUUGUUCCACGAUUAGUUGUCUUUUUUUGUUUUGUAUCUCAUUCCCUUUUCGGACGAGGACAUUUUUGUUGGGAUGGAAUCAAAACCUCAAAGAGACUCUUAGGACGUUUAUUUUUCCAAUUUUUCCUUUUAUUUCGUCAACAGUCGUUCUAUGUUAUUAAGGUCACAGUCUAGAGAACCUGAGAAGAGUUAGAGAAGCAUUUCAGAUGUGACGAGAAUGUUAAAAACCAACCACUUAAUGAAUAAAAAUGUACUGCUUCAAACCUCA
Paralichthys olivaceus (Japanese flounder) is the source of this 4298-nucleotide messenger RNA. The record is from RefSeq and is a predicted model, not a curated record. Lineage: Eukaryota; Metazoa; Chordata; Actinopteri; Pleuronectiformes; Paralichthyidae.